AUGUCUUACCUUGGCAGAAGCUUGCUCCUCUUGGCGCCACUGUCCUACAGUGCCCUUGGCCAGUACCUAGCACCCGCCGGCUUCACAAUCCCCGCAACAAAUGGUUCCUUACCCUCACCAGCAGGUGACGGCAACGCAUGUGCCGAAGGCUUCUUCCCCGGCCGUGACGAAACCAUCGUCACAAUUCCCUACACCUACGCCCAAGUCAUUGGUGUAGUCGGCAACUUCACCAAUCUUGUCUGGGCAGGCUCUCCACCCGACAGUGUCUCUACCAAUGCCUCGGCUUCAACAUUAUCAGACAACAACUGGCAACCAGGCGAUGCUCGAUUUUACGAAUUACAAGGCGCUACGGUUAUUGAGAGUCUUGUGACGUAUUCUCGACCUGCUGUCGAUGGACCUUAUGUUGAGGUUCAUACACUAGCUCCAUUGGGUAUCACGCUUCCUGGCGGUGUGAAUAUAUCAAGUUACGCGGAUUUUGAUGGUCAGGUGUGGGAAGGAGUUUGCGAUGGAAGGGCGGUGCAGGCGAAUUUCACCACGGUAUUUUGCGCCACUGACGCGACAGUUGCGGGAGCGGCGUUCAAAGCCAUCCAUGGAGAGUCGGUGUUAGAAGUUGGGAGAAUGCUGGGUGGACAGAAUUUCACUAGCUGUGAUGCUUUGAAUGCUGCUGCUGGUGGAAGCAACACGACCACCUCGCCGGAGAUCUCAACAGGAGGCAGCGCAACCUUACGCACCUCGUUCCGAUGUCUUGUCCCGAUUGCUAUAGCGGUGAUGAGCUACAUCUGGCUUUGA
Molecule: messenger RNA, 789 nt
Organism: Cercospora beticola
Lineage: Eukaryota; Fungi; Ascomycota; Dothideomycetes; Mycosphaerellales; Mycosphaerellaceae
Source: RefSeq, a predicted model, not a curated record